Molecule: messenger RNA, 1059 nt
Organism: Cynara cardunculus var. scolymus (artichoke)
Lineage: Eukaryota; Viridiplantae; Streptophyta; Magnoliopsida; Asterales; Asteraceae
Exons: 2
Coding region: 1-1059 (352 amino acids)
Source: RefSeq, a predicted model, not a curated record
AUGGCUGAUAAUUCGUAUUCAGACGAUGAGGCUUUUGAUAAUACACAUGCCGAACUAAUGAUCGAGGCAUUCAAUCUAACGUCUGAAAUGGAUAAUUAUAUCCGUAAUUAUGCUCAAAACAAUCAUGUAUCUUAUCGUGGUUCUAUUCCUGGCCAUAUAGUUAUCAAUCGUGAUCGGGAAAAUGCCGAUCGCAUUCUCUUCAAUGAUUAUUUUUCUGAAAAUCAUCGAUUUCCUGAGUCGAUGUUUCGUCGACGAUUCCGAAUGAGUCGUACUUUAUUUGUUCGUAUUUUGGAUGUUGUCCAAAGUCAUGACAACUACUUUCUCCAACGAAGAGAUGGAUGCGGCAAAUUUGGGUUGUCCUGUUAUCAAAAAGUUACUGCUGUAUUUCGAAUGUUGUCAUAUGGCGUGGCUGCAGAUGCUACAGAUGAGUACGUUAAAAUAGGCGAAUCGACGGUUUUAGAAGCUUUCAAGCGGUUUUGUCGUGCCAUCGUGGAAGUGUUUGGAGAACGCUAUCUCCGAACACCUAAUGCUAAUGAUGUGGCACGACUACUCCAAGUUGGAGAACAACGAGGUUUUCCAGGAAUGUUAGCAGGUACUGCUCCUCCUGCUAAUUAUGUCAUCAAAGGAAAAUCAUAUAAUAUGGGUUAUUAUUUAGCUGAUGGCAUAUAUCCAAAAUGGGUCACUCUUGUUCAAUCUAUUCACGAUCCACGUGGCCCUAAAAAACAAUAUUUUGCAAAGAAACAAGAAGUAUGUAGAAAAGACGUAAAACGUGCAUUUGGCGUAUUGCAAUCAAGGUUUGCAAUAGUAGCAGGACUUGCACGGUUAUGGAGGAAGAAAAUAUUGCAUGAUAUAAUGACUUCGUGCAUCAUUAUGCAUAAUAUGAUCAUAGAAGAUGAACGUGAUAUUAAUGCACCAAUUGAAGAACGAAGUGAAGUGCAAGACGUGGGAGUUGAGAUGAUGAACGAUGGUGGACUUGAACAGUUUCUUGUUCGACACAAAAAGAUCAAGGAUAAAGAUGCUCACUUUAAACUUCGUAAUGCAUUAAUUGAUCAUUUGUGA